This is a messenger RNA of Sesamum indicum (sesame), 860 nucleotides long. The record is from RefSeq and is a predicted model, not a curated record. Lineage: Eukaryota; Viridiplantae; Streptophyta; Magnoliopsida; Lamiales; Pedaliaceae.
GUAGUUGGAUGACACGAAUGGAACAACCAACAAGCAGUCAAGUAUAAGAAGCACAUGCUAAUGGCCUAGCCAUAGUCCAUUAACAGCCUCAGUCCUCCACCAACUAACAAAUCUAAUCCUAUGCCAAAUGGCCUCUUUCAUGACCUGCAGUACUCUCUUCACUCUCAUCUUCAUCUUCUUGAUCACACCCUCCCUUAUAGUCACCGAUGCAAAGUUCUCCGAACAGUUCCCCGGACCGAAGGCUAAUCACGAUGUCGAGAAGAUGAGCCAUCUGCACUUCUACUUCCAUGAUAUAGUCAGCGGAAAACACCCGACCGCCAUCUCGGUUGCUGGUAGGAAAAACGAGUUUGGGGGUACUGCGAUAAUAGAUGACCCUUUGACAGAAGGGGUCAAGCACGGAUCCAAAGUGGUGGGACGAGCUCAAGGCAUGUAUUCCAUGUCGUCUCUAGAUGCUUCAAGUUUGCUUAUGGUGAUGAACUUUGAAUUCACAGAAGGGAAGUACAACGGCAGCUCACUCAGCGUGCUUGGGAGGAAUCCGUUCCUGGAAACGGUGAGGGAAAUGCCGGUAGUUGGAGGGAGUGGCCUAUUCCGGUUCGCUCGAGGCUAUGCCUUGGCGAAAACGGUGCACUACAAUGUCGGAACGGGUGAUGCUGUAGUUGAAUACAAUGUCUUUGUGAUGCAUCAUUGAAACUGUAUUGUUUCAUAUAUCUGAAUCAGAUUUUUCUUUCCUCUGGAGAUGAAGAGUGACUCUCUGAACCACCACAUACCUCUGUUGGAUCUUCAUUUUCUUGAUUUGGAAAGCCUGUAAGAGAAACAAUGUAUACGAAUAUUAAGCUUAUUUAACCAGCUUAUAUUCUGUU